GUGAGGUUAAUCCUUGAAGGUGUGUUAAACUUAUCACAAAUAACAUAAUUAAACUUUCUUCGUGGUCUAUCAACCAAGCUUAUGGUCAAAUAGGAUGAGUUAAAUGAAUGUCAUAAAAUAAUUUCUCGCACAUCAACAUGGCUGUCAAUGUUCCAGGUCUGAUUGCAGUGAUUUUGUUCUAUAUUCUGAUUCUCGGCAUAGGAUUAUGGGCUGCAAGGAGAAAACGAAAUUCUUAUAAUGAGGAUUUGAUGUUAGCUGGGAGAGAUAUAGGUGUUUUUGUGGGCGUGUUUACAAUGACUGCAACAUGGGUAGGAGGUGGUUUUAUAAAUGGAACAUCAGAAGCUAUAUAUUCCUGGGGUUUUGUGUGGUGUCAGGCUCCAUUUGGCUAUGCCGCCAGUCUUUGGUUUGGUGGAUAUUUCUUUGCCAAACGUAUGAGAUCACAGGGAUAUGUUACAAUGUUGGAUCCCAUACAACAAAAAUAUGGCGACAGGAUGGGAGGACUACUGUAUCUCCCUUCACUAAUGGGAGAACUCUUUUGGUCAGCUGCCAUUCUGGGUGCUCUAGGAUCAACAUUGUCAGUUAUUAUAUCCCUGAACUACGACAUAGCAGUCAUAAUAUCCGCAUGUAUUGCUGUAUUUUACACAUUGUUUGGUGGACUAUAUUCUGUAGCUUAUACAGAUGUUGUGCAGCUCUUAUGCAUAUUCUUUGGUCUUUGGUUGUCUAUACCUUUUGCCAUGACACACGAUGCUGUGAGGGAUAUAUCAGUGAAUUACACAACAGUCUGGAUAAAGGAUCUAGACCCAGCAUACUCUGGGCAGUAUAUUGAUGGGUUUCUACUUCUGAUAUUCGGGGGAAUCGGUUGGCAGGUAUAUUUUCAAAGAGUUUUAUCAGCACGGACGACGAGGAUAGCAGAGAAUUUAUCGUACUUUGCUGGCUUCGGUUGUCUGUUUCUUACUAUCCCGCCAUUACUGAUAGGAGCUAUUGCUGCACAAACAAACUGGAGUGAAACUGGAUAUAAUACAUCAGAAUUCUCACUACCUCAAGGCGAUGAACGAAUGGUAUUACCAUUGGUUUUACAGUAUUUAUGCCCGAGCGCUGUGUCCUUCUUUGGUCUGGGAGCUGUAGCCGCGGCAGUUAUGUCGUCUGCUGAUUCUUCUGUUUUGUCUGCAAGUGGGAUGUUUUCAAGAAACAUUUAUGGAGCAAUAUUCAGACAACAUGCUUCCGAACGUGAACUGACAUGGGUGUUAAGAAUUGCAAUUUUUGGAGUUGGUGUCGUCGCUACAGUGAUAGCAAUAACUGUUGGUUCAAUAUAUGAAUUGUGGUUCUUGUGCUCAGAUUUUGUGUAUGUCAUGUUAUAUCCACAACUUACAUGUGUUGUGUAUUUCACUGGUACAAACACAUACGGAUCUCUAGCCGGAUUUAUUAUUGGACUCUUCUUUCGGCUAGCAGGGGGCGAUAAUCUUUUAAACUUCAAACCUUUGAUCAGAUAUCCAUGGUAUCUUGAAGACUCCAACACGCAACUUUUCCCAUACAAAACAUUUUCAAUGCUCCUUACAUUUGUAUCUAUAUUUACAGUAUCUUAUUCAGCAAAUUUUCUUUUCAAAAGAGGCAUUUUACGUAAGCAAUAUGAUGUAUUUAGGUGCAUUGUUAACUUACCAGAGAAGAAGCCUAGUAAAAUCUUUCAUCCGGCACAAGAAUUGAAUGUAGAAAUGUCAAGUAAAGAGACUGUCACAACGUUUUCAGAGAGUACAUAUGAUGUUCCGCCACCUUAUACGGAAGCUUCUUCAAAUCGAGAGACUCUUCAAACGAAACUUUGAUAGUAAAAUCUUAUUGAAGUGCAAAUAGUUUAUUUGCAUACGAAGUUUUGGAUGUAACAGCUGAAGUAGAAAUACCUAUAACAAUGCACAUAUGUAAAAAAUAAAAAGAGAUACAUGUAUUUAACUAAAAACGUCUUUGAAUUGGUAAACAAUACGUUCAAGGUAAGAAGCUAUAAUUAUUAUAUACUAAUUGUGGUUAUAUUGAUUGAUGUACUUAUAUUCAUUUACCAGAAAAAGGGGAGGAUUUUUGGCACUAUGUUGUGUUCAUGCAUUCGACGGUUCCAGUUCUUUAUUGUUGAAAGAUAAUUUAAAUUAAAUUUGCAUCAAAUGUACAUAACAAUUAUACUUCCGGAAACACACUGAUUAUCUUCUGAUUGGUAUACAGUGCAUGUUUGUUAUGUCAAUGUUUAUAUCUAUUUCAGCGAUGCUCCUUUUGUACUGCAUUGGUUUUAUACUAAAUAAAAUUAGUUAGUUAGUUA
Molecule: messenger RNA, 2296 nt
Organism: Mytilus californianus (California mussel)
Lineage: Eukaryota; Metazoa; Mollusca; Bivalvia; Mytilida; Mytilidae
Product: high-affinity choline transporter 1-like
Exons: 8
Coding region: 138-1817 (559 amino acids)
Biological process (GO): choline transport; acetylcholine biosynthetic process; transmembrane transport
Cellular component (GO): plasma membrane
Molecular function (GO): choline:sodium symporter activity
Source: RefSeq, a predicted model, not a curated record